Molecule: messenger RNA, 3470 nt
Organism: Petromyzon marinus (sea lamprey)
Lineage: Eukaryota; Metazoa; Chordata; Hyperoartia; Petromyzontiformes; Petromyzontidae
Gene: WBP1L
Product: WW domain binding protein 1 like
Source: RefSeq, a predicted model, not a curated record
UAGAUUUCCCAGCCGGGAUAAGCGAACCCGUCGCGAGGGCCCCCUAGCGGCCAGGCCGGGUCCCCUCGCACGUGUGCGGCGGUCGGCGGAGUCCAGCACCAGCGGCGGUAGCAGCAGCAACAACCCCAUGUGCGUGGGCAGCAGAGGGCUGCCCUUCCCCUGCCCUUGCUACUGCCGGCCAUGGGGGUCUUUCCAAGGGGGCAGAGACCCCGGCGAGGGGGUAUCGAAGGGACCUGGUUGGCCGCGCUCCUCGCCCUGGCGCUGUGCGACUCCCUGUGGCCGGGGCUCGCCCGCUGUGAGGCCAGGGACGUGUGUCUGGGUCUCAACGAGCAGCAGUACUACUGUGAUAGUGGCCACUGCUGCGGAGACAACGGCUGCUGCACCUACUACUACGAGCUGUGGUGGUUCUGGCUGCUGUGGACGCUGGUCGUGGUGCUGAGCUGCUGCUGCGCUUACCGGCACCGGCGCUCGAAGCUGCGCUCGCACCAGCGUGCCAGGCAACGUCGCAUCGACAUGCUCGCCUACCGGGGGGCCUGCAACUACCCGGGCCCCCCACUCGACAUACGCCUCAUGGCCGUAUGCAAGCUGCCACCCUACGAGGAGGCCAUCCUGACCCAGGCCGACACGUCACCGCCGCCCCCCUACAGCGAACUGGGCCCCCAGCGGGGGGGGGGGCUCGAUGUGGGCCCCCCCCGCACGGCCAGCUCCGACUCCAGCCUGGGGGGGGCCAUUGUCAUACUUCACCAUGCAGACAGCUCUCCCGAACCCCACACGGACCCCAGCGACUACCGCCCCUCUGCUUCCCCUCCUCCCGCUCCUCCGCCUCCUUCUCCUCCUUCUACGGCCGCCACCACCGCCACUUGGAGCGCGACCUCCGAGGAUGAGGGGGGCUGUCAACCCCCGGUGAUGAGGGGUCCAGAAGAGGAGCACGGCGAGCAGGGUGCAGGACAAGGUGCUGGCGGAGAAGUGUGCGGUGUGGAGCCGAGCCGUGAUAAGGAAGUAGCAGUGACCCUGACCUCGACCCCGACCCCAGCCUCAACCCCAAACCCGAGCGUGACCCCGAACGUGACCCCGAACGUGACCCCGAACGUGACCCCGAGCGUGACCCAAAGCGUGGCCCCAAGGCCCGGUUCCGGCAAGAAGCGAGCGCGCUUCUGUCCUCGUCUCGACGUCACCGUGGAGAUCGCCGAUGGAGAGGAGAGCAGGACCACGACACACCAGGAGGAACUGCCUGAUAACCAUGGCAACGACGAUGAUCGUGAUGACGGAGGAGGGGGAGAGUUUGGGUGUGGCGACGAUGAUGAUGACGAUGGUGAAGAAACGGAUCAUUUUCGUCACCGCCGAUUGACCGGAGAUUCUGGGAUCGACGUGCGACCUCCUGACCCUGUGUGUGACGAUGAUGAUGGUGAUGACGAGGUCAUGGAGAAGGAUGAAGAGGUGGCACUCACGCAUGGGAGACUCGCCACAGACCUGGGCGCCAAGGCCCACAAUGGGGGGCAGGCGAGCGCCCCCCAAAGCAGCCAGCUGGCGAGGACCCCUUGACAGCCCCCUACCAACGAUAAGCCGGUCCUGCGCCAACUCUUGGACUGCAGGGCCCCCCACAAAACCUGAUCUGGGCCUCACAAUCGGAAGGUUGCGAGUUCAAACCCUGGCUGGAAUUCUAAUCUGGGGCCCCCCACAACCACCCCACCAUCAUUAUCUCAAAGGGGGUCGGUAAAUUUAAUAGCGGCACUCGUGCAGUGGCUGUGGUACAGAGGCUCCCAUCAUAUGAAUGUGGAAUGCGCUGGCUCGAGGCCACUAUCCGUUCUCGUGCGGGGGCCGUGCCGCCGCGUGUUGUUUGGCGCGAUGUCCGACGUUUCGCUCUGCGUGCCGAAUUAAUGAGCACUCGCAUUCUCCCUAGAGCAUUCGCCGUAGUGAGUUCUCGACCCCGAUCGCUCUGUCUGGACCACGGAACGUCAACGCUCGGGGCUCCCGAAGCUGCUCCCGGCACGUGGAGCGGAACGUCAGACGACGCGCCCGACAACGCGUAGCGGCACGAUCCUUGGAAACGCGGAGAGGAGUGGGGGGUGAACUGCGGGCCGCGGUCACCCACUCCUGCCUCCCGACCCCCCCACACUCGCAGCCCCUCCCUAUGAGAUGCGGCUGAUAAACUCGGCAGCUGGAGAUGCGGUCGCCGUGGAAAUGAAAAGUGUUCUGUCAUUGCAUGUUAACGCUUCAUAAGGUGUGGUGGGCAAGUAUCUCAAGAGGAGGGUGGCCCAUAAAAAUAGAAGGGACACUAUAUAACAACAAUAACAAUAAUAUUAUUACUAUAGUCAUUUAUUUAUCUACGCACUUUGAUCCUUGGCAAUCCAGGAGAGGCUCGCUGUGCAUCAGGAGGGUCCUGCCCCUGGGGAUGUUGGGCCUCUUCCUCUGUCUGGAGCACACCCCCCCUCCCACGCCCCGUGUCUACGUACGAGGGGGCAACGUUCCCACGGUCCGCACGGAUGGGUUCCACGUGCCCACUUGCUAUACUGCCAUAUCGUGGUCACCUUGCCCACGGUUUCCAGUGAGGGUGCCAUCCUCUCCCUUUUGGGUUUUUUUUAAUGGGUCCCUAUUAAAAAAUAAUUCAGGACGGCCCUCCCCCCGCCCACUCCCCUCUAAAGUUUAUAAAUCUGCCUCUUCCUGCAUCCCACGUUCACAUUGUUGUACAACACCACCAUCAACUCCUAGGGCCUCCUCCCCUGUGGCCCACUACUUGGGGGGGGGGCCUCGGAACGGCGUGCAGCAGGUAGGGCCGUGGGUGCAGCACCACCCCGCACUCGCCGGCCAGGUCCGGGAGCAGGAGGGCGCCCCCCACCCCGGAUCGGGGGGCCUCAAAGCGGAACCUCUGCAGCAGAGCGGCAGACAUGAGCAGCAGCUGCAGGCGUGCGAGGGGUUCCCCCAGGCACACGCGGGGCCCCCCCCCGAACGGCAGGAAGGAGGAACCCUCGGGGGCCCCCGCUUGCAGCCGCCCCCCCUCCCAGUGCAGGAAGCGGCCUAGUGGGGAGCGGCGGAGGGCGACAUGGGGAGAGGAGAGAGAGGAUUAGCAGGGUUUGGGGUUCGGGGGGGGGGGCACUGAAAUUUGGGUCACGUGACCCAAUGGGAGGGGGCGGCAGUCGAGUUUGGAUCACGUGACCCAUAUUGGGGGGGGGGGGGGAGGUCCUGGGAAAUCUUGGUAGGCCACGCGGUCAGUUUAUGGCUUCCUCGCGAGGGACAUGAUUCUGCGUGGGGUUGAGUUGAGAGUUGUGCAGUGACUGGGAGCCCGCCCGCCCGAGAGACAUCCCAGGCACACCGAUCCGAAGGAUGCCCACUCCCGGGUUGCUGGCUCGGUGGCACGUGACGAGUAGCCACGGCGUGAGGUAUGCCGGAUGUGAUGUGCCUUGGUUACACACCCAUGGGUGGUGGCGAUAUAACGAUGGCGAUGCUGAUGGUACAAUAAAGCGGUGGAUUUA